UUUAAUAAAGGAAGUGGUAAAUUACUACACUUUAAUUAUCAGAUACCUGUCUACUUUUUUCUCGAUGGACAUUGGAUUGUGGAUUUUUGCGAUAUACCUAUUGCUUUUCUAUACAUAUGAGAUUUCAUACAUUUUUAUAUUCUGAGCCUAAUUCCACCCAUGAAAAACUCGGAUUAGGAAAUUAUACGAUGUACCAACCCUUGGUUUACGGAACCCUGCAACGUACAAUUAUCAACCUACCUAUUAUGAGUACCAAUGGUAUUACGUUCACGGUUAAGAAGCCUUUAAACCGUAAUUUGCGCAAUAUUUUAUUAAAUCGAUAUUUCGGUAAAUAAGACGAUGAACCAGCUAAUAUGAUUAUUGACCCAAUAUCACCCCUGUUAGUGUAACAUGUGUGCUUCAACGAAGAUGUGUUAUCUAAUAUUUACAAUGCCUGGCAGAAAGUAGGUGAAUUAGGGCUUAAUUUUAAUAAGGUAAAAUGAUUAAAUAGUCGUGUUCUCGGUCGUAGUCUAGAAUGAACUAUUAAAGCCUUCGUCGGGCCACAGUAAGCAUCCAACAGUCAUGGACCAAAAUCGAAUGUUGUCUCGGGCAGAGUGCGCGCGCAACUCCCGCCCCACGCCGCACCGCUCCGAACGUCCAUUGAUGAUCUUCUUAAUCUCGAUACAUGUUAUUAACACAAUUCGUAUGCAAACUUUUUAAAGGCGAAUACCUUUUUAUUUUGUCGCCUUUGAUUGAUUUUAUUAGGGAAGCAAGCUAAGGCAUAAAGUAAUUCGGGGCCAACACAUCUCGUUGAGAUGGAGGGCGCUGGCCACCGUUUCGUUUGCUAGGUUUGGGCGUCGCUGCGUCUCGGCUUUCGGCGGGCGGUUGGUGCGCGGCAGCGGCCGGCGCGACUGUGCGCACACAGCGCCGCCACGCACGCUUGUAUCGCGACCCAGUCUGCUCUGACGUUUAGCCGAGCCGCCGGUGUCGCCUUGCCGCACCGUUCGCAAAGUCGUAUCAGCGCUCAUUACAUUCUGCGCACUUUGAGAUAGCGAGAGAUAAUUGGGAGUGCUAGCCGUCGCCGGUGGUAGUCAGGUCGCGCGUAGGGCAGUCAGGUCGCGGACGGUGCGGCCUAGCGAGUAGCGAGGGUGCGGGCUGCUGCCGGCCGCAGGAGCGCGCGCCGCACAGCAGCUGGCGGUGUUUACACGCGCCUGCAUCCGCGCCGCCGUCGUGCGCUGCUCGCUGCAACAUACAACACCCCUCAUUUACUAUUCAACGCUGUGAAUUUUUAACUUUGCGAACGACCGAAAAUAGAGGUAUUUAAAUGCUUAUUAAACCCGACUCUCGCAGAGAGUCCGGCUGUAGUGCACAUUAGUGUCUCGAGCUCAGAGCAUACACAUCGAAACCGACUUGUCAUAGUUCAUUCGAGUGAUUUCACAACUUCGUAAAUAUGGGUGCUAAAGAAAGCGUGGAGGCUGCUAAAUUUUCUGCGCAAAAUUGGAACAAUUUCGAGCAUGCCGCUGUGAAACACCCGUACAGACACGGCACCCAGCGGUCGCAGAGCCUGAACCGCGGGCACUCGCUCUCGCGCACCGAUGGCACCUGGUGACAUCACGGGACCGCGGGCAGCAUAGUGCAGUGCGCCGAGUGCGGCACGCGCACGAUGGGCAACAAGCUGUCGUCGUGCUCCUGCGCGCCCAUCCUGCGCAAGGCGUACCGCUAUGAAGACAGCCCGUGGCAGAACUCGCGACGAAGAGACGGACAUUUGCUAAGAUUAUGGGCGGAGGUAUUCCACGUAUCAGCAAGCGGUGCCGGGACGGUGAAGUGGCAGCAGGUGUCGGAGGACCUGGUGCCGGUGAACAUCACCUGCAUCCAGGACUCGCCCGAGUGCGUGUUCCACAUCACCGCGUACAACUCACAGGUUGACAAGAUACUCGACGUCAGACUACUGCAGCCCGGUACUCGCAUAGGACAAGCAUCUGAAUGCUUCGUAUACUGGAAGGAUCCCAUGACCAACGACACUUGGGGACUGAAUUUCACUUCUCCCAUUGAUGCCAAACAAUUCAGAGAAUGCUGUUCGCCAUCGUUCAAAUUCUCCCGGAAGGCGUCAUCCAGCUACAGCUUAAAGCUAGAACCACCCGGGAACAAGCAGAAGUUCAAGGCUAAGAGGAAGCCGCUCUCCACACCGGCCAGUCCUAAUCGAUCCAGCUUGACCUACGGUCGCGAGCCGCAGUGCACCUGCAUGACUCAAGAACAGUAUGCACGGCUGAGAGCCCAGGAUCCACGUUAUCGUUCGUCAACUCUGCCCCGCACCACGGCUCGUGCCAUGGAGACAGAUGCAGGCGCGGCGGGCACCGCCGGCCGCUCAGACAAGGUGGCCGCCGCGACCUCCUCCACAUCGCUGUACGACAAUGUGUCCAACUCACAGCCCGCACACCAGCCGCCACCGAAACCGGCUUCGCGUCAGGCUGACUCACAGCCACCAUCUCGGCCUCCAAAAUCACAAGAGACCUCUACUAUGACUAAUAACACUUCGACAGCACCCAAGACUGUCACUGCUUCAACGGGAACUCACGGAACUAAUACAAAUGAAGAGAGCCAAGCGGGCGGCGGAGGGGCAUCGUCCCAGCACACUCAGGACCUGAAAUCAGAGGGCGUGCAGGCCGGCGGCACGCUGACGUCAUCCAAGUCCUCAGCCACCUCCACACGCUCCGGCAAGGAACACCUGCAGCACAUGCCCAAAAGCGUCGACUACGGAGACGGAAACGAAUCAGACUGUAUGCAUUUUCAGUCGCGCGAAUCUGAAAGGCACUCUCAUCAUCACAACGUUAUCAAUAAUAACACAUCGGGCUCGCGUCGUACCAAGUCUAAGAGCACUGAAGAUAUGAAUAUGGAUUCGAGCACCUUGAAGCGCAUGCUGAAGCCGAUGCCGUCGACGGAGAGCCCGGUGACGUCACCGGAGAUGGGACGACGGCGGUAUGGAGGGCAGGCGCCGUGCCCGCCGUCCUGCGGCUCGCAUGGACACCGCCACCAGCAGCACGGUCACCACGGACACUACUCGCACAUCGUUAAUAACAACAGCCGACAGAGCUCGCAGCGUCGUGGUGUGGGUGUCGGCGCCGCUCCCAGUGGAUAUCCUGGUCGUGGCUUGUAUUUAGAACUGGGCGGUGGUGAACGUGAUCUCUCUCCACCUUCAGACAACGUGAUGUUUGACAACCAGUGUUAUGCCACCACGCCGUCGUCGUCUAAUGGGAACUCCGACCAGGAGCCUUGUCAGCGCCGCGAUUCCAGACAGCAUCAUCAUGCGAAGCCGUGCUUGUCUCGCCAGGCCUCCCAGUCUAGUGCCACACCUGCUCCGGGCUCGCCCACCUCACGCCUGCUGUUGGAGUAUGAGAUGCAUCUGAGGAACACUCUCGCUAAAGGCAUGGAUGCAGAGAGCUACAGUCUGCACACGUUUGAGGCACUGCUUAGCCAGAGCAUGGAGGAUUUAGAAUACAACGAUAACGUGCCAUCUUCAAAUCAGAGAAGUCCGUAUCCGCCGAGACGACGACCGACCCAAGAAUCAAUUCUACAGUCUUUGAGACACCUUAAGGAGGCUGCAAUAAGGGAUAGAGAAGCAGCAUCCCAGUGCUCGGGCGGCGGGAGUCGGUCGUCGACGCUGCCGCUGCCGCACCGCCUCGGUGUUGAGAGACAGCACAGCGCUAGGUCCGACCGCGAUGGGUAUUACAGUGAUCGCAAUGAGCUGAUGCGAGAACGUGAACGUGAACGGGAGCGUGGCUACUUGAGCGACCAUAACACCAGGGACAGAGUACGUGAUCGUGAUCAAGGAUAUCUCAGCGAUCAUCAGUCAAGUUUCGUGAGCGCAUCCCGGUGCGCUUCAUGCAUCGGUGAGUCUGCCCGUGCGGCGUGGUACCGCCACUCAGACGGGUGGCGCGGCGCCCCGCCCCCUGGCCCCCGCCGCUCGCCCUGGGACUCCCUCCCCAGCCUCCGCCAUGAAGGAAGCCUUAACGACUCCGGCUACAGGAGUAACAGAGCCGACAGCUUUGAGCAAAGGGGUGUGUUCGACCGGCAAGACAGCGUUCGUUCUGAGUACACAAGCGAUCGUGAAUCGACGCGCUAUGGCAUAGUCCAGCAAGCUUCAAUUGACAGCACCGAUUCCAGGAUUUGCUACUUGACGUCGAGUGAGAUAUCGGACGAUGAUCGCAUGUCGCUAACGACAGCCGUGUCGGACGAAGAGGAUCCUGGCGAGAGCGCCAUGAAUUCUCCUUACAAAGGGAAGCAGACUGGCGCCGCCGCGGCCUCCUUCAACUGCACGGGAGCCGUCAGGAAAGCCGGGUUUUUGAGUGUGAAGAAGUGGUUGCUGCGUAAGAAGCAUCAGAUUGAGUUAGCCCGCAAGCGUGGUUGGAAGGGCUACUGGGUGUGUUUGAAGGGGACUACGCUGUUGUUCUACCCUUGCGACUCACGUGAAGGUCGCUCCGUAGAAGCUGCUCCGAAGCAUCUGAUCAUUGUAGACGGAGCCAUCAUGCAGCCGAUACCUGAACACCCCAAACGCGAUUACAUAUUCUGUCUCAGUACUGCUUUUGGUGACGCCUAUCUCUUCCAAGCACCGUGUCAGAUUGAGCUCGAAAACUGGGUGAAUAGCAUUCAUAGUGCCUGCGCGGCGGCGUUUGCCCGCCACCGAGGUAAGACAGGAACUCUUCAUUUACUGCAGGAAGAAAUCUACCGCCUGGAAAAAGCUAUCGAAUCGGAUCAUAAGUUGAAGCAUAUGGCGGACCUCCAACAGUCAGUGGUGUCUGACCCGGAGACUCGCGCACAGCUUGCUGUCCAGAUGCUGCAGUGGGAGGAGAACCUCGAACGUCUGCACUGCGAACAAUUCCGACUGCGCUGUUACAUGGCCAGCCUCCAGAGCGGAGAACUCCCCAACCCUAAGUCGCUGCUCACACACGUGUCUCGCGGCACUAAGAGCACUCUGAACAAGCUGGGCGUGUUCACGGUGUCAUCGUUCCACGCGUUCAUCUGCGCGCGCUCCCCAUCUCUACUAAACAACUUGCUGGCUGGGCGCGGAGCCACCAAACGCAGGGCACCAAACCUGUCCCGAUCCAACUCUGGUUCGAGCCGCCGAUCCAUGCAGAUGUCUCGUGAGGAUGGGGAGGCUGCGGUGCGCGUGUCUCUGCCUGAAGGCACCACGGCGACUGUCGGCGUGCGUGAGGGUAUGUCUGUGGAGGAGUUCCUCGCCGCUGCAUGUGCUCGACGCUCCCUCAACGCCCUGGAACACUUCGUUAGAGUCAAGAAGCGCCGCGAUAUGGAAGACCACAACUACUUCGUGCCACACCGCAGCGAUCUCAUUGAAACCUACCUCCAUACUCACGAAGUAGUGGAAGUGUGUGCCAAGAUCCUAUAUCAAGUGGAAUUACAACGGACGACGCUGGAACAAAUGUGGGGCUUCAGCGUGGAAGCCGAGCUCAUUGAGAACGCCGAGCGGCAGGACGAGCUCUGCUGCUAUGUGAGCCGAGUUGAAGACAAGAGCGUCGCUAUGCAAAAUGGUAUAAUCAAAGGCGAUGAAAUAAUGGUAAUCAACGGAGCAAUCGUAUCUGACCUAGAUAUGAUGUACUUGGAGAGCGUGCUGCAAGAGGAACUGUCCCUCGUCAUGAUGAUGAGGUCGUCUCGCACGGAGCCGCCGGAGCUGACGGGGGUGAUGCGCGCGGCCACGGACGACAUAAUCGAUUCCCUCGUGUGCCCGCCGCCGCCCAGCGAGCCGCCAGUCAUCUCCGACGACAUGAUAUCCGGCCUCAUCGUGCCCGCGCCCGCCUGGAGCAAGGAACUGUACAGCCCCGACGCGGACGCGCACGGCGGUGACGCAGUCAGCGGCCCGCCCAAAGUCAGCUCCCGAACUAACUCGUUCGAAAUAGAAAAUCUGCUCAAGAGCGCGGAGCAAGUGACUGGCUGGUGCCGCUCCCCGGCGGAGACCCGGCGCGGCAGCCCCACCGGCAGCGUGGCGAGCGCCGCGGCCGGCACGCCCUCGCGACACCUCUCUGAUGCUGACAAACUCAGGAAAGUGCUGCUCGAGCUGGUCGAUACUGAACGCGCAUAUGUUAAGCACUUGAACAACUUACUGGAAAACUACCUGGAGCCGCUGAAGAAAGAAACUUUUUUAUCAAACGCCGAGAUCAAUGCUUUGUUCGGAAACAUUCAGGAGAUAGUGACUUUCCAACGACAAUUCUUGCAAAACUUAGAGGAAGCGCUUGAGGCUGAACCCAACUUCCAUCACUUUGAAUUUUCUAACCAGUUUAAGAAUGUUCUCUUCGCAGUUGGAAACGCUUUCCUAUAUUAUGUUAACCAUUUCAAGUUGUACAGUUCUUUCUGUGCUAGUCACAGUAAAGCUCAGAAGGUUUUGCAUCCAAAUGAAGGCAAUCAAGCUUUACAAGAAUUCCUUGCGGCUAGGAAUCCAAAACAACAGCAUUCAUCAACUCUGGAGUCGUACUUAAUAAAACCAAUUCAACGGAUAUUAAAAUAUCCGCUUUUACUCCAGCAAUUGAGAAAUUUGACUGAUGUUAACUCUGAAGAACACCUUCAUUUAGUGGAGGCUCUCAAAGGUAUGGAAAAAGUUGCGGAGCACAUCAAUGAAAUGCAACGAAUUCAUGAAGAGUAUGGUGCUAUAUUUGACCACUUGUUUAGGCAACAUCAAAAGUCUUGCAAGCAACCAAUAGAUCUAAGUCCUGGUGAUUUGUUAUACUAUGGAGGAGUAGAAUGGUUAAAUAUUUCUGACUUUUUAGGAAAAAUUAAAAAGGGAUUGGAAUUACACGCAAUGUGCUUUGUAUUUAAAUCUGCUGUUGUCUUCCUCUGCAAAGAAAGACUGAGACAGAAGAAAAAGCUUAUGGGUGUAUCGUCAAAGAACAAUUCGAACGAAGUAGAGAUCAUUCGGUACCAGGUGUUGAUACCAGUGACCGAGGUACAGGUGCGCGCCUCCUCCGCCAAGGACAUGGACAGCCACUUCCUCUGGGAACUAAUCCAUCUGCGGAGCCAGCUCCAACGCCGAUCUGAAAAAGUCUACGUGCUAUCUAACAGUACGGCUGACUUCCGAAACGCAUUCCUGAAGACGAUUCGUCAGAUAAUUCGUGAGUCGGUGCGCAAUAUGUCACUGCCAAGCUCUCGACCGGCCCCAGCGCCGCCGCGGGCUCCACACGCACCGCACACUCUAGAACGCGACAGAUCUAAGCACCAGGUGCAUGUGAUGCAGGGAUCGCAAACGCUUGGAAAAACUAAAAAGCCUAAAACUUCCGGGCAGAGACUGUCAGCUGGAAACAUUGAGGUGGGUGACCUAUCUCGCGAGAACUCCCAGGACGCGGAUGAACCGCCGCCAGAGCCUCCCCCAGAGGAACCAGCUUUCAGGCACCGCAGCAAGACGCUUGGUGAUGCCGUUGGUAAUAACAUACAAAUACCGGAACCAAUUGCGAAGCGCGCGCCGCCUCCCCCGCCGCCAGACACUGACAAGUCAGAUCUCGGAUCUAAGUCAGAGGGAGAAGACGAGCAGCCACCCCCACCCGCCAAGAGGGGGCUUGGCAGGACUCCCAACCACCUCACUCUAAGCACAACGUCGACGUUGAGUGCAGGCAGUACUGGCAGUCAGGCCCGGCUCAUCCAAUCUUCACAUCAACCUACCCAAUAUCAGCCUACUAUGGUGAAGGAACUAGGAUCGCCCGUGUGGAAACCGCGUGACAUGUCGAGCUCUGCGGGCGGGGGCGGGGGCGGGGGCAGCGCGGCGCCCACCACGCUGCCGCGCUCGACGCGCACGGCGCCGCGCCCGCACCAGCUGUCAGCCAGCCGCAAGUCGCUGGCGCCCGACCACCGCCACUAGCCAGUCGCCGCCUGCGAGCGCCUUACCCCCAUACCGAUACACCCCGUGUUUAGUGUCCGCCGACCACACAACUGCAAUACUCUCAUCAUUUUGACCGUGUGAUUUUUACCCUCUCGUGUUUGUAUUAUCAAUCACAUUUCUUCCAAAUUUCCCUCGUUUCAUUACUAUAAGUUUGCUCAAAAUGCCCCAAAAAUCAAUUAAAGCUCAAAGUAUUUACCUUGAAUGGGUUUGUACAAAUCGAACGUACGUUUUCCUAAUAUUGAUUGAGCUCAAAAUAUUUAUUUAUGAGUUACAUACAUGAUCCUGUCUGUGUGCCCGUAUCAAAAUAAGACUGCGUGCAGCUCUUUUGAGAGGGAUAGUGCACCUAAAUAUAUUGAAAUAGUUUGACAAUACCCUUGUGAGUACAAGAUAUAAUUUGUUAAGUCCCAGUUUUGUUUCACCUCUAGAGUGUGAACAGGUAACCGGACUUUGAAAGUUACUUUAGAAUGUUUCUUGUUUCUCACACGAUCCCCUCAGGUUCCUGUUCCUAUAAAGUGCGUAAAUUAUCAAAAAGUUGAUAAAUACGUGCCCCCAAAACAGAGUCACCUCCUGUAAUAAAAUUCCUCGUCGAUCCUAAUUUAUUAUUUCAGUAUAUAAAUAUCUCUGCUGUACUUGAAAGAUGUACUUUAUAUUAAUAGAAUAUAAGUUUUAUUUAUAAUCGACCUACAUGACAUGUUAACUUAGGUAGGUCUAUUUUAUAACUACAAAUGAAUGACAAUAUCAAUAGAAAGUCGAGAAAAUAAUUGAGUCACAUUACAUAAUUAGUUUCAGCGGUGUUGUUAUUGGACCUGUUUUGUUUUGAAGUAUUCUUAAACGAGAAUCUCUUGCGUAGACCGUUGUAAUAGCGCCUACACACCCAACCGUGAUGUCUCCGAGUCCUGAGCGUGGCAUGAAUAGUGCCGCCAGUGUCCGGAGACAAGUAUCCUCGUGAUGACUUUCUACUUAGGCUUUAUUUGAGACUUAUUUAAGCCUGUGAAUAUCCUAUAAAUUCGUUUUGUACGGACUGCUCUGUGCCAAAUUAGGUACUCUCCACAACUCCCUGUGCUUGAAUACUUAUCGUGAAGAUAUUACUGAUAAAUAAAUAUAUCGUGAGAGUAGUUAGCUGUAAUGUAUUUGCGUUUCAUUUUCGUCACAUUGGCAAUACUCACUACCCUAUAGUUCAAAAUGCACACACCCAAAUGGAAAUAUACACUAGGUAGUUUUGAUAAUAAUUUCUCUUCAUGAUCAAAUUCGAAAGUUCUAUCAUAGGCUAGGUGAAUGAUAUAACAUGUAUCCACGAUUUAUUUACUUCUGUUUGAGUGUUUUGAAAUUGUAUGUAUAUGAUCGUUUAUUUGCUGUAAAAUAUUGUAAAUGUGUUGACUGCAGUCGCGGAAAACUGUAAACUGAAUCGAAUGUAAUAUUUUGAUCCCGUGAUAUUAAGACAGCUACAACGAAUGUAGCGUUUGAUAAUAUAUUAUUACCGGAAUAUCUAUAUCUUAUGCAAUUAAAACUCUCUGUACCUGUAAAAAUGUAUGAACCUAUCUUCUGAAAGUUAGAUAAAUGAAUGCUGAAUGAUUCCGAGAAGUAAUAAUACAUUAUGUGUGAGUGUUGGUGAAGUGUGCUGGGAGCGCGGGCUCGCGCCACUUCGGGCUCAUGUCGGCAUAUCAGCGCGGCCAAGCAUCUCGAUCAGCUUAUGCGUUUUCUCGUGAUCUUGUAAAUGUUUAUUGUUUUAAGUAUAUUGCAGUUACCUGGAGUAUGUAUACACAGUAUGUAUUACGACGUUAGAUUAUACCUGUGUAAUAUGUAUAUUAUUGUGAACACAUUAUAUUUUAAACUUUAUAUAUUGUUUAAGUGUUUGUUUUGUGACUUAUUGAAAUAAAACAGUUUAUUAAUAUACAUAUGUUAAAAUAUUCGAAUUUAAUAAUUACGAACUUAUACAAUCAAUUUAUAGAUAUUAUUAUACUAAGAAAAUUAUAAUUAAUAAAAUGAAUAAACAAAUAUGAGUGAAAAAUUAAAUGAAGGAUGAGCUCAUUAAUUGCGAUUGUAUUUCAUACUUCAAUGACAUUUGAAAGUAAUGUAGGAAAAUGAAUGAAUAUUUAGAAAGACUUAUUGAAGUAAAAUACGAAAGUAACUAAUGUUAUAAUAAGUAUUGAACUUUUAUAAUUUCACGUUGUUAUUGUUUGCGGAUUAAGUUUGUUGUGUUCAUGAUUAUGUCGGAGUAUUAUCGAAGUAAAUUAAUCAAGUGUUGGUACACUUGGUACAGUAUCGUGUAGACGUUGUCGAACUGCUUCACAGAGCUCCAGUAUGUUAUGUGCCACGUUAUGCAACACCGAGUAUUGUUGUGUAUCGUUUCUCCACAUUAAUUCCCAGAAUUAACUCCUACCUAAGAAUUCUAUUACUUUAUUUAUUUUCAAUUGUUUUUUAUUCAAGUAUUCAUAUAAUUACCGUAAUUCUACAUUCCUUCUUAUCCUAUAACUUCUUUCAGUGUUACCACUCUGUUCUAUCGUCUAAAUUAAAAGUGCCUUCACAUGUUUUUAACACAACGUGCGCGAGUGUAUAUGGCACUAUACAAGGACUCUAGGAAGCAUUUCGUCAACGUCAACUUAAUGAAAAUGUUAUUGAUUCUAGUAUCCUUUAGUGGCUUCCAAAACUAGUCUAAUUUACAGAUUUAUUAAGGUAUCUAUUUAUUGUUUUCCUAAGUAUUUGAUAUGUUAAAUUUUGUGACACGUAUGGAUAUUACUUUUUAUUGCUUAUGAAUAAAUAUAAAAUAUAAAAU
Molecule: messenger RNA, 10628 nt
Organism: Trichoplusia ni (cabbage looper)
Lineage: Eukaryota; Metazoa; Arthropoda; Insecta; Lepidoptera; Noctuidae
Gene: sif
Product: protein still life, isoform SIF type 1
Exons: 44
Coding region: 1643-7834 (2063 amino acids)
Biological process (GO): positive regulation of axonogenesis; small GTPase-mediated signal transduction; activation of GTPase activity
Cellular component (GO): synapse; membrane
Molecular function (GO): protein binding; guanyl-nucleotide exchange factor activity
Source: RefSeq, a predicted model, not a curated record